Aedes albopictus (Asian tiger mosquito) is the source of this 2835-nucleotide messenger RNA. RefSeq lists its product as uncharacterized. The transcript has 4 exons. Gene Ontology annotation, molecular function: RNA polymerase II cis-regulatory region sequence-specific DNA binding; DNA-binding transcription factor activity, RNA polymerase II-specific. Gene Ontology annotation, cellular component: nucleus. The record is from RefSeq and is a predicted model, not a curated record. Gene Ontology annotation, biological process: cell fate commitment; regulation of transcription by RNA polymerase II. Bases 42 to 2705 code for a protein of 887 amino acids. Lineage: Eukaryota; Metazoa; Arthropoda; Insecta; Diptera; Culicidae.
AGGAAUCUAUUUUGCGCCCUCAAAUAUUACUCGCAUAAACAAUGUCGUCGAAGCGUAAAUCACCGCCCAACAAACUGUCCAACGCCGGAUCCCCACCGUCCCCAACGGCGGGAGGCGUCCAAAUCGAGAAGAACAAUUUCCGCAAAAUCUCGCUCAAAAACGAGGACCUGAUCAAAUCGUCCCCGGUAAAGGAACUAAACUGCGCCUUCGACGCCAGUUUCCUCUCGAUGCAGAAGAUGCAAGCCCAGAUGGAACCGAAAUUUGUCAAAAAUGAACACAGUGAGUACAUUAUGAGCCACAAUCAUGCACAGCACCAGCAGCAGCAUCACCACGCCCACCACCACCAAGGUGGACAUCAUCCGUUUGGGGGAUUCGGAGCGGGCAUUCCGGGUGGACUGCAUCCGGGGUUCGCAAUGGACGGAGAACUCCACCAUUUGCCAUUUUUGAACGUUGCGAGUUAUAUAUUGAAGGGAUCGGAUCCUCCGCUGGGCAAGAACGAGAACUACCAUCUGGCGAUGAAUUUGGAUAACUUGAACAUCUCUAACAGCCAACAGCAGGACAUGAUGGCGCAGCAGGCUGCGCCUAGAAAAGUGAACAACUUGAUUCUGAACCAUUUGAAGUCGAUCGUGGAUAACUUUGAUAGCUUGAAUAACAAUGUCAAUGAUAAAAGUACAACUACUCCGCCACCAGUGGCAAUUCCGCAGCAACAGCCUCCUCUAGGUGUCAGCAAAAACAUCCCUCUGGACGACUCCGGACUCCCACCGCAAUCAGGGGUCCCACUGAUGAACAACCACAACUCGGACAAAGGCAACUACGAGGGUUUCCGUUCGCGAAUGGACGAACGCCUCAGCAAUCUGCAUCUAAGCAAGCGGGAAAUCAACUUGAUGCGCCUGAAUCUCAGCCUGCUAGAUUUCCCCAACGAGAUUCCACCGAGUUUGUUGAACAGUCGCCAUAACAACUACGAUCAACGCGCGUCGCCACAUGGUGGCCCGGAUGAUCCCAACUGUAGCACUUCGCAGAACAAUGCGAACAUCAAACUAAUCAAAAGAAGCUUCAAGGAGUCCCUGUACGAAAAGGAGAAGAACAUCAACCGUCUCAUCAUGUACUUCACCAUCUGGCGCGAGAUGCUUCUGAAGGCGGAGUUUGUAAGGCUAACUAGAUGCUGUCGCAGCAAGCCCGCAGCUAACGCAGCGCAGCCACCUGGCAAUGGAUUAAAACAGCGUGAUACCGCGAACAAUGCCGAGAACAAAAAGUACAAAUUUAACAACACUUCCAAAUCAAAUCUGGAAACAUCCGGGCUCCAACCGCCCAGCUCAACAGUCGUCAGCACUCCUUCUCAGCAUGCAUCGCCGACGGCCACCGGUUCCGGUACCAACCUCAGAGCAUCACUUCAACCGAGCAUCACUCCGACCACUUCCGUUACACCACCGGAUUGCGGCACUCCUCUUGGCGAAGAUUUGAACGACCCGACGGAGAACUGCAUCCAGAGAUAUCGGAACGUGUUCCAGGCCAUAUCUUCGACAAGGCCGGACGUUGUCCCUGGGCGGGAGAUUCCUCGUAAGAACAACCGGAAACGUCCACCGAGCUAUCCGGACGAUCUGUUGCUGGGCAAGUCCUCGCCUGUAGAUCUGCGGUCUGGUCCGACGACCCCUUCGUACGAGAUCGACUACGACAACGGGAAGAAGGAAGACCAAAGAUAUCUGAAGGACGACGCCCCGAUCAACUUGAGCAAGCGGAAGUGCGACUACCGGGAGAGUCCGGUACCGGAGUUGCACAACGGAAGUAAACUUCCGGCUAGUCUAUUCAACCACUGUGAUCCGGAUGAUCUGAGUCAGCGGAUGGACAGUGGCGGCGGAUUGUCCAUGCUGGACAAGGAGGCCGAAAAGUAUUUGCUCAAACCCAAGAGGGAACGUCUCGAUCCGGAACCGAGUCUCUUCGACUACAAACCGGAUGUGCUCAAGCCCAAGCUCAGUCUCUAUCAAUCUCCGAGUCCCCAUCAUAGUCCUGAGUCGGAGAAGCAACAGAUGCUCAGCGACGCCGGCUACGGAUUACCGCAGCCAUUCUUCAUCAAGAACCCCGACGCCCACGGAAGCCCGAUUCAACCACCGGGACUUCCGGUGCCAUUCAAUAGUAGUGCCAUGCUGGACAACAUGAACCGGCACCUGAUGAGACAGCAACAGCAGAUGAACGCCAGUGUCCCGACCGGAGGUAGCAGCAAGAAGGACAAGUCCGGCAACCAGAUGGCCAUGGAUUUGAACGCUGCAGAUCUGAACUCUUCACGGCGAUCCGGAUCGGACAAGAACCACAUCAAGCGACCGAUGAAUGCGUUCAUGGUCUGGGCCAAGGACGAGCGCCGGAAGAUCUUGAAGGCCUGUCCGGACAUGCACAACUCGAACAUUUCCAAGAUCCUGGGGGCACGCUGGAAGGCGAUGACCAACCUGGAGAAGCAACCGUACUACGAGGAGCAGGCCAAACUCUCCAAGCAGCACAUGGAGAAGCACCCGGACUACCGGUACCGGCCACGACCCAAGCGAACCUGCAUCAUCGACGGCAAGAAGAUGCGGAUCUCCGAAUACAAAGUGUUGAUGAAGAGCCGACGGCAGGAGAUCCGACAGUUCUGGACGCGGGACUACGACGGAUCGAGUGAUCAGGGCUAUCCGCCCGAGAAGCCCACCGGGAAGAUCAUCAAGAACGAGGCCAUGUGAGAGGAGGCGGCUCCGGGUUGGGAACUGGGGCCCUUUGGGAUGUGAACUGUUGGAUGUCGGAUGGGGAUUAUAGGGGAAUGGGGGGAUAAAUGGAAUUCUAUUAUCAGGAAAAUAAAUAUUUGGAGGGAGA